GAGAAACAGAUCAGAUGGAUCACGGGGGGCAGAUGGCUACGGGGAACAGCACAGCGUCGCCGAAGAAGAUGGUGAUGCACAUGGCGCUGUACUGGGGGAAGGACGUGUGGGUUCUGUUCGCAAACUGGCCCGGCCACAGCGUCGGCCAGUACAUUCUGGCGCUCAUCGUCACCUUCCUGGGCGCCGCCCUGGUGGAGUAUCUCAACGUCUGCAGGUUCAAGCUGGAGGGCAGGCACAUCCUGGACGGCUUCCUGCAGGCCGUCAUCUACGGCGUCCGCAUGUUCUUCUCCUACAACGUCAUGCUCGCCGUCAUGUCCUUCAACUUCGGGAUACUCUUCGCCGCCGUUAUCGGCAACGGCGUCGGCCACUGGCUCUUCGAGACUCGAUCCUUCAGGAAGACGCCGAUAAAGUCGAGUCUCAAGGAGGGCGGCCUCUGCUGCUGAUCCCUGGCUUCAUCCAUUCAUUCCCAAUAAUAGCGCCUGCUUUGUUAACUCUUUUCAUUUUCUUUCUCUUGGGCUCAUGUGCAUAUAUGCGUGUGUGACGCCUGCACCAGCAGCCUUGUGGGUGGUGUGGCUUUGUGGGUUGUGCUGUAACGAGAAAAGGUUCCUUCGUCUUUUUCGUUUGAAUCAUUAUGUGGUUGUGAUUCUUGUAGAUGAAUGGGAAAGAAGAAUAAUGAAGUGUAAUUUAUUGA
Messenger RNA from Nymphaea colorata (pocket water lily), 691 nucleotides. Its product is annotated as copper transporter 6-like. The transcript has a single exon. Gene Ontology annotation, biological process: copper ion transmembrane transport; intracellular copper ion homeostasis. The record is from RefSeq and is a predicted model, not a curated record. Gene Ontology annotation, molecular function: copper ion transmembrane transporter activity. Bases 15 to 443 code for a protein of 142 amino acids. Lineage: Eukaryota; Viridiplantae; Streptophyta; Magnoliopsida; Nymphaeales; Nymphaeaceae. Gene Ontology annotation, cellular component: plasma membrane.